Messenger RNA from Neopsephotus bourkii (Bourke's parrot), 1045 nucleotides. RefSeq lists its product as uncharacterized. The coding region runs from base 246 to 881 and encodes 211 amino acids. The transcript is spliced from 3 exons. Lineage: Eukaryota; Metazoa; Chordata; Aves; Psittaciformes; Psittacidae. The record is from RefSeq and is a predicted model, not a curated record.
GUGCCUGUGAAACAGGACGGGGAAGUUAUCUCCUACUCUCCUCCGGCGACCUUCCUAAAAUGUGCUUCGCUGAAGCUGGGACUGGCAGGGACGGAGAGCAGGAGCCCGGGCGGCUGCUGCCAGAGCGCUAUCCGACUCUUCCCGGCGCCUUGCAGACCCGUAGGACUGAAAGUCGCUUGUGUAAUGAUUCACCGACGCUGAAGAUGUUGUCACGGUUGCAAAGGUGAUGAGCGGCUUAGAAGCUAAUGGUCCACACACUUAGCGGCUCUCGGGACGGCGCACCGUGCGAGCAGUUCCGCAGCGGGCCCGGAGCACCCCGCCGCAGCCCGGCACCGGCUGCCCGCACCGCCGAUGCCCGCACCCUUCACGGCAGCGGGGAAGGCGGUAGGGAUGUUUGUAUCGGGGUGUCCGAGGCGACGGCGACGACCGUGGCUUUAACAAGCAUCCCCUGUUGUUGUUUCCCUCCAGGAGCUACAACUCGAUUUUCAUACCUGCGAGGACGCGCCUUCCCCGCCUGCGGGUCCGCAGCAGUCCGAGGGCUCCUGGCGUUUGGAGCGGGCGGGCCGGCUGCUGGAGUGCGCCCUGGUGAGGGCGCGGGGCUGCGGCGACCGGCCGCCACUGUGGCCCAGCACCCUCUACGUCGUGCAGCGGCACUGCCCCGGCUACCAGCCGCCACAGGGCGGCGCAAUCCGGAGGGCGAGCCGAGGCUCGUGCGACGAGAGCAAGGCCCGGGAGCUGAUGGCUGUGUGGAGAAGCUACAUGAAUUUGGGAUAGGUGGCUUUGUAUUGGGUGGCUUUUUUUUUUUCCCUUCACCGAAUUUUGCUGAAUAUUUAUUGUCCGCCGUUCAGUCAAGCAACGAAGUUAUCCUGCGGGUUAUAUAAUUUACUAAAAGAAUGAAAUAAACCAAACACCCUGGAUAGCACAGAGGCUGUUCGCGCUCCGGGGGCCCGUACACUGGGGCUGCCCGGGGCAAAAGAAAGAAGGGAAGAAAGGAGAAUAAAACCGAGACGUGGCUGCAGAGAGCGUUUGCAGAGGCGAAAGCGGC